Molecule: messenger RNA, 6048 nt
Organism: Sander lucioperca (pikeperch)
Lineage: Eukaryota; Metazoa; Chordata; Actinopteri; Perciformes; Percidae
Product: zinc finger SWIM domain-containing protein 6
Exons: 15
Coding region: 211-3666 (1151 amino acids)
Cellular component (GO): Cul2-RING ubiquitin ligase complex
Molecular function (GO): zinc ion binding
Source: RefSeq, a predicted model, not a curated record
UGCGCUGGCAGCGCUCCAGGAUCCCGCCCAUCCCGGUUACUUUGACAACACAAAGGACUUCACGGAACUCACAGGCGCCGCCUCCCUUUCCAAAUAUGGGCAGUCUCUCCAUGUACGGAAAACAAUCGCUGCGAGAUUGCCCUUUUCUCUUCCUUAUCCAGUUUAUAUGAUCGGAGAGGAACUGCGCUUCAGGUUGGAAGCGGUGCGAUCAUGGCCGAGCGAGUCCAGCAGCCCCCAGCCAAGCGGCUCUGCUGCAGGCCCGGCUACAACCCGGCAUGCAGGCAGGGGCAGCGGGCUGGAGGAGUCCUGUGUGGCGGCGCAGGGUCCGCUCCGGGAGGGUCGGGGAAUGGAAAAACGCACAACCCCGAGUCUUUGCUAGACAUCGCGGCACGCAGAGUCGCGGAGAAGUGGCCGUUCCAGAGGGUGGAGGAGCGGUUCGAGAGGAUCCCUGAACCCGUCCAGCGGAGGAUCGUAUACUGGUCAUUCCCGAGAAGCGAGAAGGAGAUCUGUAUGUAUUCCUCUUUCAACGCCGGAGGAGAGGAAAGUGGAACUAACGGGGACAAUAAUGACGAGACCCAGCUGCCUUUCCUACGGGGUGUCACUCUGCUAGAGGGUGGCUGGGUGGACAACGUAUUGCAAGUCGGUUUCCAUCUCAGCGGCACAGUGACGGACCCGGCCACACCCUCGACCCCAGAGCUCGUUUGCAGCGUCAGUGUCAGCUUCGACCGCUGCAAGAUCACGGCGGUAACAUGCACCUGCGGCAACAAAGACAUCUUCUACUGCGCCCAUGUAGUGGCACUGUCACUUUACAGAGUACGGAAGCCCGAGCAGGUCAAACUGCACCUGCCCAUCUCAGAAACCCUGUUCCAGAUGAGCAGAGACCAGCUGCAGAAGUUCGUUCAGUAUCUGAUUUCAGUCCAUCACACCGAAGUGUUGCCUACCGCACAGAAACUGGCUGAUGAGAUUCUGUCGCAGAACUCGGAGAUCAACCAGGUCCAUGGGGCCCCGGACCCCACAGCAGGAGCCAGUGUAGACGAUGAGAACUGCUGGCAUCUGGAUGAGGAGCAGGUUCAGGAGCAAGUCAAGCUCUUCCUGUCGCAGGGAGGAUACCACGGCUCGGGCAAGCAACUCAACCUGCUCUUUAGCAAGGUGAGGGAGAUGCUGAAGAUGCGUGACUCCAAUGGAGCGAGGAUGUUAACACUGAUCACAGAACAGUUCAUGGCCGACCCUCGGCUUGCGCUGUGGAGACAGCAGGGCACCACCAUGACUGACAAGUACAGACAGCUGUGGGACGAGCUAGGUGCCCUGUGGAUGUGCAUCGUACUGAACCCCCACUGCAAAGCAGAGCAGAAGUCUUCAUGGCUGCGCCAGCUGCGCAGAUGGAACAGUGUGGAUGUCUGCCCCUGGGAGGACGGUAACCAUGGCAAUGAGCUGCCCAACCUCACCCACUCACUGCCUCAGGGUGCCCAUGGCAACCAAGAGAUGCGCCCCCACAGGACUGUGUUCACACGGGCCAUUGAGGCCUGUGACCUGCAUUGGCAGGACCGACACCUCCAGCACAUUAUCGCCAGUGACCUCUAUGCCAACUACUGUUACCAUGACAACCAGGAGGGUUCCCUCUUUGACACGCGCGGCUGGCCCUUGUGGCAUGAACAUGUCCCAACGGCCUGUGCCAGGGUGGAUGCCUUGCGUUCGCACGGUUACCCAAGAGAAGCCCUGCGACUGGCCAUCGCCGUGGUAAACACAUUACGACGGCAGCAGCAGAGGCAACUGGAGCACUUCCGCCGACACAAAAAAGAGUUGCUCCAUAAAGGCCAUACCUCCAUAACCAACAUGGAGGGCUGGGUGGGACACCCCCUGGAUCCCAUCGGUACUCUGUUCAGCACCCUGACAGAGUCGGGACGAGGAGGAGAGGAGGGCUCCAACACCUGCUUAGACCUCUCAGGGGAAUUCAAAAAGUUCAACGGGAAAGGUAUUAAGGGAAAUUUCACAAGUGAAGACUGCUCCAGUGUUGUAAGCCGAGCGGAGCUCCAGCGAAUGCCCGUGCAGCGAUUACUAGGAGACGGUGAAUCGUAUGUGGCGCUGGCAGUGGAGACAGCUCUGAUUGGCUUAGGCCAGCAGCGGGUGAUGCCUGACGGGCUGUACGCUCAAGAGAAGGUGUGUCGCAACGAAGAGCAGCUAUUGGCCAAGCUGCAGGAAGUGGAACUGGACGACUCCCUGGUCAAAAUCUUCCGUAAACAGGCCGUCUUUCUGCUAGAGGCUGGUCCGUACUCUGGUCUUGGAGAGAUCGUCCACAGAGAGAGUGUUCCCAUGCACACCUUCGCCCGCUAUCUCUUUACCUCUCUCCUACCUCACGACGCUGAACUGGCGUACAAAAUUGCACUGAGAGCGAUGCGGUUGCCGGUGUUGGAGUCGACAGCCUCGUCCGGUGACCUGUCUCGACCCCACCACAUCGUGUCCGUGGUGCCCAACCGCUACCCGCGCUGGUUCACCCUGAGCCACAUAGAGUCUCAGCAGUGUGAGCUGGCUUCCACCAUGCUUACUGCUGCCAAAGGUGACAGUCGCAGGCUGGAGACAGUCCUGGAGUCCAUCCAGAAAAACAUUCACUCUUCGUCUCACAUCUUCAAACUGGCUCAAGAUGCGUUCAAGAUCGCCACUCUAAUGGACAGCCUGCCUGACAUCACACUUCUCAAAGUAUCUCUGGAGCUGGGACUGCAGGUGAUGAGAAUAACUCUGUCCACAUUAAACUGGAGGAGGAGAGAGAUGGUGCGCUGGUUAGUCACGUGUGCCACUGAAGUGGGUGUGUACGCACUGGACAGCAUCAUGCAGAGCUGGUUCACCCUCUUCACCCCCACAGAAGCCACCAGUAUCGUGGCCACCACUGUCAUGUCCAACAGCACCAUUGUCCGCCUCCACCUGGACUGCCACCAGCAGGAGAACCUGGCUUCAUCCGCCCGCACCCUCGCCCUGCAGUGUGCCAUGAAGGACCCCCAGAACUGCGCCCUCUCUGCUCUUACACUCUGUGAAAAGGACCACAUUGCCUUCGAGACAGCCUACCAGAUUGUACUGGACGCGGCGGCGACAGGGAUGAGCUACACACAGCUGUUCACUAUAGCACGCUACAUGGAACAUCGUGGUUACCCGAUGAGGGCGUAUAAGCUGGCGACGUUAGCCAUGGCUCAUCUGAACCUCAGUUACAACCAGGACACACACCCAGCCAUCAACGACGUGCUCUGGGCCUGUGCGCUCAGCCACUCGCUGGGGAAGAACGAGCUAGCUGCCGUUAUCCCCCUGGUGGUCAAGAGUGUGAAGUGCGCCACCGUGCUCUCGGACAUUUUGCGGAGGUGCACGCUGACCACGCCGGGCAUGGUGUCGGCGCUGCACAGCCGCAGGAACUCUGGGAAGCUGAUGUCCCUGGACAAGGCGCCGCUAAGGCAGCUGCUGGACGCAACCAUUGGGGCCUACAUCAACACCACACACUCGCGGCUCACACACAUCAGCCCGCGCCACUACAGCGAGUUCAUCGAGUUCCUGGGCAAGGCCCGGGAGACUUUCAUGAUGGCUCACGACGGACACAUUCAGUUCACCCAGUUCAUAGACAACCUGAAACAGAUCUACAAGGGCAAAAAGAAACUAAUGAUGCUGGUGAGGGAGAGGUUUGGCUGAGGGUGAGGCAGGGGGUCGCCAAAUACUCCCCUCCCACUCUAGUACUUUUCUAUUAACUUGAGUCUGCCUUUUGAACUUCUUUUGGACUUAAUAAAAUGGAGAAGUAAAAAGAGGGAUGUGACUUGUAGAAUGAAGCAAAAAGAGAAAGGAAAAGAUGACAAAAAAAUCAACAGAGCCACACGCGGUAUUAUUGUUCUUGCUGUUGUUAUUGUUAUAAACAUUAUUACUAUUAUUAUUAUUAUUAUUAAUAAUAUUAUUACUACUAUGUGUACAGAAGUGUUUUUAUUUUUCAGAAGAGAGGAAAUUUGUCACGUUGUGAAUGUUGUGUGUAUUUCUCUACGUGUGUGCGAGAGGAAAAUGAAAGUGAAAUGGCUUUUUUUAUUUUUGGUGUUUUUAUUUUUAUGAUUUAAAGCAUCUUUCUUUCCCCCUUUUUCAGUGUACAUUGAGUUAUAUGUUGUCAAGUGGCUGAAGCCCUUCUUCAAUAGCGCUCAUGUAAAAACAUUAAAAAAAGAAGAAGAAGAAAAACUACGUCUCGGCAUCCUCAAAGAGAAACUAAGGCUUUAAAUCACACAGAGCACCUCCCUCUGUCCAGGCCCUCACCGGUGGGUGCUGGGCAGCACUGCACACCUUAGCUUGGCUCGGCUCGGCACAGCUUGGGUUAGCACUGACAGAAAGCCGCCAUCAGCAUUUCUUUAGACAGCAGUAGCAGCAGCAGCAGCACUUGAGCAGCCACUAGUUUUCUCUGGGUCCCAGGUAUUAGCUUCAUUACACACAACAAUGCUCUUAGCUAACUUGUGUUGUUGUUAUUGUUGUAAUCCUCCCCGCCUCCAUAAUGAGUACCUGUUUUAGACAGAGGACAGUAUGCAGGUGCUACAGUGAUGGCACAUUACAUAAAGAUAAUGAGUAUUAUUGUUACAUUAAUGUAAUGUAGUACAGGUGUGAUUUUUAACCACCCAAGUUUGACUAAAUAACCGUUUUAGUUGAGUUUGUUUUGGUCGAAGUAGAUACCCAGAGGGAGACGACUACCUCAUGAUACGGUAUUAAACCUGCUCCCAUUUAUUUUAGUUUUGUUGCUAUCAUGAUAUGUAUCAUCUAUGAUAGCUGAUAGUUUUAAUUAAACAGGACAGUCCUUAGUGAGACCAAGGUUGUGAGGAGAUGUGGAGUCAGAUUACUGCUGAGUGUUUCUGCGGCCGGCUCUGCUGUACAUCACUGCCCCGACAUCGGUACUUACACCCCGAAAAUUGGCUCGAACGCGCCUCUUAGAAGUGUCAGUAUGUCAGUCCCCUCUCAUCUCCAAAAGCCACCAUUGUACGGUAUUUUCAGACUAGGCCAGUGUCAUUUCCCUCUGUGCAUGUGAAUCAUAGAAAUUAGACUUUCUACUGUUAAAGUUCAUUGUGUGGAACCUUCAGUAAUUGUCAACCAGAACGUUCUCAGGGAUUUCUCUACACAGGAAAAAGGCGGAACAAAUGAACGACUGACUACAGGAAAAAGACAAAAACAUGACACAACAUGAGCGAGCAUUUAUUGUACUCUGUAUAUAUGCCAUAGUAUAUGUCUGAAUAUGGAGGAUCUGAAAGUAUAUGUUAACUAAUUUAUACAGAGUAUUCUAUGUAAUGUGAAAUACUUGAAGCCGCUGUAGUUUGCGCUCUUUCUCUUGCUCUCCUCUCUUUUGUCUUCUCUUUUUUUCUCUUUUGUUGAAAACAGAACAUAUCAGAAGGACUAGACUGACCUUGUCGACGGCUUUUUGGACUCUUAAUGCCUCAUGUGUUCAUACUUGAGACGCUGGAUCCUGUCAGAAAUGCAGGUUGAGUCAAAUUGGUGAUGGCGGAGAAAAACAUUGUUGUUCAUUCCUACUGACUAAAGCAUAGAAAAGGGGGUGGAGGUAGACUACUUCAGGCCAUUGGUCGAUAAAUGUUUGAUAACCCAAUACAGGACUUAAUUAUGCAUGCAAACUGUUGCACUAGCCUAGUUUUCCAUAGGAUCCUAUGGGGAAAAACUUUAAUGUGCUUUAUACAGGAGCUAAUUGGAGAUGAAUCUGGUUAAAAUCGUGUAUUAUGUGUCCAGCCUUACAUGCAUUUAGGGCAUCUCUUGGCUGAAGUCAGCCUCAUGUUGCAUUACUAUAACCCUUGCCAGAGUAACUUAAGAGUUGUGCAACUCAACAAGACUCACAUUGAUAAUUAUGCACAGGUUCAAUCUAGCUAAGAUAAAAAAAACAAGUCUCCUCAGUUCUCCCUUUUCAUUCACCGCAGAAUUUCCAGUGUCUCCUCUGCAAUGUUCAGCUGUCCUAUCAUUACUUGCCUUUUUACCUUCUUUAUAUGUCUGAUUUUUCUUUUUCUGUGCAUCUUUUUAUAUCUUGUGUUGAUUAAAGAUAAAAGCAGCCUU